This is a messenger RNA of Zea mays, 1435 nucleotides long. Its product is annotated as probable inactive dual specificity protein phosphatase-like At4g18593. The transcript has 2 exons. The coding region runs from base 135 to 776 and encodes 213 amino acids. Gene Ontology annotation, molecular function: protein tyrosine/serine/threonine phosphatase activity. The record is from RefSeq and is a predicted model, not a curated record. NCBI's taxonomy places the organism in Eukaryota, Viridiplantae, Streptophyta, Magnoliopsida, Poales, Poaceae. Gene Ontology annotation, biological process: protein dephosphorylation.
UAUUGUUUCUGUUAACACUGCAGGUGUGGGCAAUAUCAAAUCAAACUGUGCACUUAUGGAGGCUUCAAUUCCAAGUUUUGAAAGCAUGGUAAGUUUACUUUAUAUAUUAUCAAUAUUAUAGAGUUGUUGCAUGUAUGCAAAUUUUAGUACAGCCAAUAUUAUGUGGCAUGAAGGAGAUGGAAACCAGUCAGACGUCCAACUUGGGGAUUCAUCAGGAGCUGGGACCAGAGAUCAGUCAAAAUCCCAUGGGAAAUCAUAUUAACCCAGAAAAGGAAACUAAUGAAACUCCAGGAUCUGAGGUUAACCAAGAGCUUGUGGAAAUAUGCCAGGGCGCAGUGGUGGAAACUGAUAUGAGCCAAGAAAAUCAAGCUGUUCCAGAGGCAGGCUUAGAGGUUAAUGAAGAGACUAUGGAAACAUGUCAGGAAACAGCUGCAGAAUCUGAUGUUAAUCCAGAGAAGCAAACUUCUGAUCCAGGUGUUAUUUACCGCUGCAGAAAAUGCCGGAGAAUGCUUGCAACACAAGAAUUUGUUGUUACCCAUGAAGUAGGUGCAGGUGGCAAAAGCUUCAGAGCAGGCAAACGGUCUAAUGUGCAUGAGGAUGAUGAGAAACCAGAAUGUCCAUGCAUCUUUGUGGAGCCCAUGAAGUGGAUGCAAACUGUGGAAGAAGGAUAUGUUGCGAACAAGCUCUUUUGCAUGGGAUGCAAAGCUCAUCUGGGACAGUUCAACUGGGCUGGUAUGCAGUGCAGCUGCAGAGCCUGGGUGAUUCCAGCAUUUUAGUUGAACAAAAGUAAGAUCGACCAAUGCUCAAUGUAACACCAGUGCAAUUAGGUGUAGUUUUGACCCCCUUAGCAGUGUCGUUACAACAUAUAUAUGUGACUAGGAAACAGUAUCAUGUAGACAUGUAUAGGCACUAUGGUCAUUUGGUCUGUUGUUUAGUCUGCUGCUACUGAUUGGCACGUGGGUUUCACCAAGCUGCAACAACUGAAACUGGGAAGCAUUAUGUGGGCUUUCAGUUUGCUGGUAUGUUUUGCCCUGCUACUUUAGAGCAACUCCAAUAGAUUAGCUAAAAAGGCUUAAUGUUGACCUGCAAGCAAUUCUCUAAAGUUUUUUAUAGAAUUUUUUUACCUCUGAAACUAUGAAUCUGAAUAAGCAGUCUGUAAAGUGAGGAAAUGGUAUUGCUAGCUGUUCAUACCAAAUAUAUGGUUUAAGUAGAAUUGCUUGCAGGUAACAUACUGCUAUACUGCUAUCAGUACCUUACUGCUAUCAGUACCACUCUCAUAGUGUCCACUUGGGCUCACUUUAUUUGCUUGCACAUUGUAUACGCUUAAUAUUUCUUUAUUGUCUGUCUAAACUGUAGCAGGCCAGCAUUUCUGUUUAGUUGUGUUGUAAUACUUAAUCAAAGACAAAUGAGUUUGGUAAAAGUUCUAGCAAAAUUC